Leptidea sinapis is the source of this 5057-nucleotide messenger RNA. RefSeq names its product ubiquitin carboxyl-terminal hydrolase 7-like (gene Usp7). The transcript has 23 exons. NCBI's taxonomy places the organism in Eukaryota, Metazoa, Arthropoda, Insecta, Lepidoptera, Pieridae. The record is from RefSeq and is a predicted model, not a curated record. Gene Ontology annotation, biological process: protein deubiquitination; regulation of protein stability. Gene Ontology annotation, molecular function: cysteine-type deubiquitinase activity; protein binding; cysteine-type endopeptidase activity. Bases 430 to 3816 code for a protein of 1128 amino acids. Gene Ontology annotation, cellular component: nucleus; cytosol.
CGAUCAAACCGGCCACACAAUUUGAAGCCAAGAAAUUAAAUUAGACAUCCACCAUUUUGUUUAUUUUCACGAAAUCAUUUCAGAAAUUCGUGCGAACAAUACCUUAGUGAAUAUAUGUAUAUAUUUAUGAUCGAGUGCUAGUUAUAAAUUAAUUUGGCAAUGAAUAAUAAAUCAGGAAUGUGCUGUUAGUGUACUGCUAUCACUGUGAUAAAAAUUGCAGACAUCGGCCGCGCCGCUAGUAAACAUUCUUUGAAAAUUAACAUCUUGUCUUCAAAGAAAAAUAAGAGUACGGGUGCGCCCAGUGUUGAUGAAAAAGGUCCUUUAAAAUUUGUUCAGCGUAUUUUCAAUAAGGCUAAAGGGAGCAAUUCCCUGGCGUUAAAGGAAAUUUCGAAAGGUGGGCGAGAGUCCCCGGUGGCGCGCCCGGCUAAAAUGAAUCACACGCCUCCACCUGAUAGGCAGCAACACGAAACCAAUGUUAACCAGGUGGAGGAGAUGGAGACUCAAGACGUGGAGUCUUUGGAAAUGGCUACAGAGCAGAUGAUGAAGUGGAAAGAUGAUGAUCAAAUGACUGGAAGAAUCACACCCAAUGGUGGUGUAGUCAUGACUGAUGUGAUGAAGAAUCAGGAAUCUAUUGCUGAAAUGCCUCAAUUAGCCUGUCUGGAUACAGAAAUGGAGGAUGAUGAGGCUCGAUCUGAAGCGACAUUUCGGUACAUUGUGCAUAACUUCAAAAACCUUAAGGACUCUGUAUUAUCACCACCAUGCUAUGUUAGAAAUUUGCCAUGGAAGAUUAUGGUAAUGCCACGACAGUCUCCAUCACCGGAUAGGCAGCAGCAGAAGUCUUUGGGUUUUUUCCUGCAAUGUAAUGGUGAGAGUGAGUCCGCCAAUUGGUCUUGUUAUGCCAUGGCUGAGUUGAGGCUAAUCUCACACAAGCCUGAGACUGAGCCGUUUCAUAGGAAGAUUCAACACUUGUUUUAUAGUAAGGAGAAUGAUUGGGGCUUCUCUCACUUCAUGACAUGGAGUGAUGUAUUGGAUCCUGAGAAGGGCUAUAUUAAAGAUGACGCAAUCACUUUAGAAGUGCAUGUUUCUGCAGAAGCUCCACAUGGUGUCUCAUGGGAUUCUAAAAAGCAUACUGGAUAUGUUGGUUUGAAGAACCAGGGUGCAACAUGCUACAUGAAUUCUCUCUUACAAACAUUGUACUUCACAAAUCAAUUGAGAAAGGCUGUAUACAAGAUGCCCACAGAAUCUGAUGACAGUUCAAGAUCUGUGGCCCUGGCGUUGCAGAGAGUAUUCUAUGAGUUACAGUUUUCUGACAAACCCGUUGGUACCAAGAAACUGACAAAGAGUUUUGGUUGGGAAACACUUGACUCUUUCAUGCAACAUGAUGUGCAGGAAUUUCUUAGAGUGUUGCUGGACAAACUGGAGAGCAAGAUGAAAGGCACAUGCGUGGAAGGAACUGUACCUCGACUGUUUGAAGGCAAAAUGACUUCUUAUAUUAAAUGUAAAAAUGUAAAUGUGUCUAGUACAAGAGUGGAGACAUUUUAUGAUAUUCAACUUAAUAUUAAAGGAAAAAAGAACAUUGAUGAAUCAUUCAAGGAUUACAUAAACACAGAGACAUUAGAUGGUGAGAAUAAGUAUGAUGCCGGAGAACAUGGUCUCCAGGAAGCAGAGAAGGGGGUUAUCUUUGCUUCCUUUCCACCCGUACUGCAUCUGCACCUCAUGCGGUUCCAGUAUGACCCAAUCACUGACAGCUCCGUUAAGUUUAAUGAUAGGUUUGAAUUCUACGAGCAUAUUAACCUUGAUGCGUACUUACAAGAGAAGCCUGAAACACCAGCAGACUACACACUCCAUGCUGUGUUGGUUCACUCUGGCGACAACCAUGGGGGGCAUUAUGUUGUGUUUAUAAAUCCUAAAGGAGAUGGAAAGUGGUGUAAAUUUGACGACGACGUAGUAUCACGCUGCACUAAACAAGAAGCCAUCGAGUACAACUAUGGUGGUCAUGAUGAAGAUAUGGCGCUGACUGUACGACACUGUACCAACGCUUACAUGUUGGUUUAUAUAAGGGACUCCCAAUUGAAGACUGUGCUGCAAGAAGUUACUCAGGCAGAUAUACCAACUGAAUUGAGUGAGAGGCUUGCUGAAGAGAAGCGGAUUGAAACAAUACGUCGGAAAGAACGUAAUGAAGCCCACUUAUAUAUGAAUGUGAAUGUGGUGCUGGAAGAGGCGUUUGAUGGGCACCAGGGCAAUGACUUGUACGACCCCGAGCGAGCGCAUUACCGCGUGUUCCGGGUCAGGAAGCAGGCCACUGUUUCUGAGCUGAUGGACAUACUGGCGGAGAACUUUUGUUACCCGCAGAAGCAUUUGCGUCCGUGGCCAUUCAGUGCACGGUCCAAUCAGACCUGCCGACCCACUUGUCUUGAUAUUACGAAUGACCAGUCAAAAACAAUAGCUGACAUAUCAGAAAACAUGAACCCGUGGAACAUAUUCCUGGAGAUGCUGCCUCCAGACUCCGGGUUCAGUACACUGCCCCCCUUUGAUAAGGAGAAUGAUGUUGUGUUGUUCUUCAAGUACUACGAUCCCAAACAGAAGAGGAUCCAUUACUGUGGACAUCAUUACUUGCCCAUUGCUAGUAAACCAGCAGAUCUAAUACCAAUCUUAAACAAGAGGGCAGGUUUUCCACCAGACACACCUCUUGUUUUAUACGAAGAGAUUAAGCCGGACUUUGUUGAGAAGAUCAAUAACUACAAUGAUCCUCUCGAAAAGGUACUGGACGAGCUGAUGGACGGCGACAUCAUCGUGUUCGAGCGCGCCGAUAACCGCCACGAGGACCUCGAGCUGCCAACCUGCCAGGACUACUUCAAGUAUAUCUUCUACAAGGUCGAGGUGCAGUUUGUGGACAAGACGGUGCCCAAUGACCCUGGAUUUACAAUGGAGCUGUCGAUGCAGAUGCGAUACGAUCAAAUGGCGAAAGCGGUCGGACAACGGCUCAACGUGGAUCCGUACUUAAUACAAUUCUUCAAAUGUCAAAAUUACAAGGACAUUCCGGGCCUGCCACUGAAAUACUCCUACGAUGGAAUACUAAAGGACUUGUUAGUGUACUGCAAACCCAAGUGCCCUAAGAAAUUGUUCUAUCAGAUAUUGUCAAUUAAGGUCAACGAAUUGGAUAAUAAGAAACAGUUUAAAUGUUUAUGGGUUGGACCUAAUUACAAAGAGGAUAAAGAAUUAAUAUUGUAUCCAAAUAAGGGUGGUAAAGUGACAGACAUACUAGAAGAGGCAGCUAAGGUCGUUGAAAUGUCGCCCGAAGGUUCUGGAAGGUUACGGAUUGUGGAGGUGUCGUGUCACAAAGUGCUGCCGGGUCCCGAGCCAGAUCUGACCCUGGACCAGGUCAUCAUAUCGCCGCCGAGACUGUACAGAAUAGAGGAGAUCCCCCGGGAUGAAUUAAAUUUGCAGGAAGACGAGAUGUUAGUUCCUUGCGCGCACUUCCACAAGCAGGUGUACGCGACGUUCGGCAUUCCGUUCUACGCGCGGAUCAAACACAACGAGCCCUUCCAAGCGGUUAAGGACCGACUCCAGAAGAAGCUGGACAUCCCUGACAAGGAGUGGGAGAAGUACAAUUUCGCAAUUGUGACGAAUGGCAGACCGAAUUACAUAAGUGAAGGAGCAUCAAUAAGCAUUUUUGACUUCAGGCCCAGUAGUACCGCAAAUCUGUCGCUUCCAGACGCGACGGGUCGGCCGUGGCUCGGGCUGGAACACGUGAACAAGACGCCGAAGCGAUCGCGCGUCAAUUACCUCGAGAAGGCGAUUAAGAUCUACAACUGAGGUCCGCGCUGACCACAGAACUCACACAGGAUCACUGAUACCAGAACUGGACAGGAAUCCCCGCGGUCUUAACGUAUAAUGCUUAUAAUUUUAAUAUAACGCCUGCCUUCCGCUUUAAAAUAAACAUCAUGAUGCUCUCGUUCCUAUGUGAAAUCAACAUUGCUGUCGCCGCAUACAAGCAAUACUUCCUUGCAUCUUAAUAUCUAUGCAGUAUUUUAUUUGGUAUUUAUUAGUGGUGUGUUAUAUUCAAUAGGAUCGCCGAUCGUUAGACACUGUAUAAUUUUAUUGAUUGGAUUUUGUCCACUUGUUAAUACGGACAGUUAUUGUCGAAUGGUUGCUAGUUAGGUGAAAAUUUUGUAAGAGAUUAUAAGAGAAAUAAACAGAGGUAUUCAAACAUUCGGUAUUCUUUUACUGUCACCACCCAAAUACAAUCUUGGAAGACAAUAAUUCUUAAUCUUUCGUAUCAUGGUAAUAUCAUCACAUGCAUACAAUUAUGAUAUGAGUACGCAUAUUUGCGUAUUCACUGCAUGCAUGCAAUGCGGCGUUUGAUCUAUACUUGCGCAUAAAUGUAGAUGUUACAUCAAAAAUGAUUUUUAUUAUACUUAGUACUGAAAACGAGGGUGUGGAUACUGAAUUUAUGUAUAUAUUGUAUACGUGGCGAGAUUAAGCGAAGUGACGUUUGCCGACUUGCCUGUCAAAGUCGUUCGUGACAUUUGGGGUAACGUCAUAGCUCUGUCAUUUGUGUCAUUUGCACAGAAUGUGUUAAAGCUACAUAAGUGGCCCACUUUGAUGACUUACUAUGAGUGUUACGAUCGACUUUGCCAUGUUAUAGUUUAUAUACACACUUUCUUACAUAGACGUGAGUUUAAGGCGGGUAAAAUAUAAUCUACACACAUAUUAUUGUACUUACGUUUUUUUUUAUAUAUAUUUAUUGGUCGUUUUUCGACGGAUUUCUUAUUAAUAUUAUGUUCUAAAUAGCGACUCGUUGAAGUGUGGAGUGGUUUAGUUGUGGUUUUUUCUCUCUUGUUACUAAUAUAGUGUUGUACAUAGAGCACAGUUAUAUUAAAUUCAAUUGUUCAGCUAAUUAGUUAAACACAGUUUCUAUGUCUGUGCGCGUUAAUAAAAACUUAUGUAUAUGUUCAUUUUUAGUAAGGAACUGUUGUUUUUUAAAGUAACUCUUUGUUUAUUCGCUGUCAAGUACUUUAAUUAUAUGAUAAAAAUAAAAUAUUUAUUUCUUUUUA